This is a messenger RNA of Penicillium alfredii, 2106 nucleotides long. RefSeq names its product Nrd1 complex RNA-binding subunit. Gene Ontology annotation, molecular function: RNA binding. The coding region runs from base 1 to 2106 and encodes 701 amino acids. Lineage: Eukaryota; Fungi; Ascomycota; Eurotiomycetes; Eurotiales; Aspergillaceae. The record is from RefSeq and is a predicted model, not a curated record. The transcript has 6 exons. Gene Ontology annotation, cellular component: nucleus.
AUGUCUUCGGCUGUAGCAGAACUGGAGAAUUACCUCCAGUCCAUGCUGGCUCUGAAGCCACCGGGAGUAUCAGGAUCCAAGAUCAACAGCAUCACCACCUUGUGCAUCGCCAACAUUCAGAAUGAAUCUGUCCUCGUCCAGAAGAUCUACACCCAUUUCAAAAAGGCACCGGGCACCCACAAACUGGGCGUACUCUAUGUCGUAGACUCUGUAACUCGACAGUGGGUAGAAGCUGCACGCAAGGCUGGCCAGCCCCACGGGAGUUCUGCGCCUGACGGGACCUUCGCCGCCGGUGUCAAUCGAGUGACUGAACUGUUGCCCGUUCUCAUGACCGACAUCAUAAACAAUGCUCCACAAGAUCAAAAGGAAAAAAUCAAGAAGUUGGUUGAUAUCUGGGAGCGAGGCUACACUUUCCCUCCUCCUAUGCUCGCCUCAUUCAAGGAGAAAUUGAAUGCUCCUCAAGCUAUUGAAUCAACCACUCCCGAAGGUUCUCCUGCGCCGCAUCUCAACCCAUUGGGAGUUCCGCAACAGCCUGCCAACCCCCAGCAACCCAGGAUACAUCAAAGCUCUGCGCCUGCAGCCCCUGCGGCUCCAGCCAUUACCCAACCCGCGGCUCCACAGCCUGUCUCUUCUGCCGACACGACCUCGCAGGCACCAUCGAAUCCCAACCCCUAUGCUGUGGGUGGUGCCAUGGCCAAUCCGUUUGCAGCUUUGGGUGUUGCUCAAAAUCCUGCCCUCACUCAACCGCCGAGUCAGGGUCAGACACCGAAUCCCUUGGCCUCUGCACCAAACCCAUUGGCGGCAAUGCUGCCACAGGCUGCUGCACAACCUACUCCUGCGAUGCCGGAUCCAAAUGCCUUGUCGCAGCAGUUUCAGCUGCUCCAGAUGCUUGCUGCCCAGGGGAUCCCGCAGGAGCAGUGGGGCACCGCGCUGCAAAUUCUGAGCAUGACCAAUAACAACAUGAGUGGUAUGAAUGCUGGCCCGCUUCCUGGGUUUGGGGCAAUGCCUGGGCAGGGUGUCGGUGGCUGGGGCCGCCCGGACUCUCAGACUCGUGAUGACCGUGAUCGUGAGAGGGACUACCCUCGCUCUCCACCUGGAGGAUAUCGCCGCCGCUCCCGCUCUCCUGGCUGGGACAGACGCCGCACCGCAUCCCCACCUCGUCGCCGUGACAGCCCUGUCUAUGGAGAAUAUCACGCUGAUUCUCCUGGACGCCGGGGCGGAGACCCGCGCGAUACUCGAGGCCGUCGGGGUAAUGACUAUCGUCAACGCAGUCCUCCUGGACGACGCCGCCGUUCCCCUUCGCCCGCUCGCAAGGACCCCAACCUGCCACCGCCAGGUCCCAAACUCAUCGAAUGGGACUAUUCAAUUGGUCAGGGCAACAUCAAGGUCUUGAGUCGGACUCUCUUCGUCGGUGGUGUCACGUCCUCUGAGGCCAACUUGCGAGCACUCUUUGGCCAAUUCGGACUUGUCCAGACCUGUAUUGUCAACAUCGACAAGCGCCACGCCUUCAUCAAGAUGAUCAGCCGCCAAGAUGCCAUGAGCGCCCGCGAUGGCAUGGAAUCGUACCGGGCGGGUGAGAUGCAACUCAGGACUCGAUGGGGUGUUGGCUUCGGCCCCCGCGACUGCAGCGAUUAUCAGACUGGUAUCAGCGUAAUUCCGGUCGAGCGCCUUACUGAGGCGGACCGCAAGUGGAUGCUCACUGCCGAAUAUGGUGGAACUGGAGGACGCCCAAUUGAGUCUGGAAUGGUCGUCGAGGAACCUGAUAUCGAAAUUGGCGCCGGUGUGUCUUCCAAGGCCAUCAGCAGGCGCAUUGCGACCGACACCGGUGGCAAGCGUGGUCCCAUUUCAUCCCGCACGCAGCCCGAUCGAUUUGGCCGUCGCCAGGACCGUGAUGGUUACGGUGGAGGGUCCAGUGGCGGCCCUGGCCCCGGCCCCGGUGACCAUGACAUGCCCAACAUGAACAACCCGGCUGUUGCACCUGCCGUCCCUGCUUACGGCUUCAAUUUCCCUGGCAUGCCCAUGCUCCCGCCUGGUUUCAUGAUGGGUGGUGCUCAAGCCGGCUCAAUGCCCACUACCCAGCCGCCCCCUCCUGGUCCGGGUAGUUGA